AUGCGAGAAAUGCAAUUUGUACUCGCCGCAGACAUCCUCCGCAUUGUAUCUGUGGUGCACAAAAUGCGAAAAAAUCGUCAAUGUAACAAUGAAACACAUCCAUGGAUGCCAGCGAGUGACAUUAUCUAUGAACUCAAAGGAAGGAUCGCUUAUACGAGUGCGGAAAUGGCCAAGUCUGUGGGUAAAAUGAAAAUAACUGGUAAAGAUGCGAUGCGAUCAAUUCACGGACUUAUUCAAAUUCUAACGGAACUGAAGAAACAAUGUGAGGGUGUAAGUGAAGUUGUCAAAGUGUUAUCUGAUGCUUUAAUUGAACGGCAAAAUAAUGCUGAUAUACGUCGUACGGAAACGGAUGAACAUCUGCCGUUUACAUCGAUUCUGAUAAGGAAACUGCGAGCAGAAAUCGAAGAUAAUAAAAACUUAGCCCAAGAAUCAUCUGCUAUAGCUCUGUUAUUCGACAAUCUUAUCAAACAAUCGGACGAUAUUUGCAAGGAUGCUCGCAAUUUGAUGAAUUCAUUUUUGCUGGAAAAGAAACUUCGAAUUGAAGGAAAGGAUGAUGCCAACAUAGAACUUGAAGAUGACACUACUAGUCACAAGUCAAACGUAAAUGCGUUUGGUGAUAAUAUGCUUGACGACGAUGAAUGCGAUAUUACAGUUCGUGAAGUCAAACGAGAUGAGCGCGCGGAGGAUUCUGGAAGAACGGGUAUACUAGAUGAAACAGUCACAAUGCCAUCCACGGACACUGUUAUAAAGAAAACGGUUAGCACUGAUGAAAUGUAA
Molecule: messenger RNA, 777 nt
Organism: Cercopithifilaria johnstoni
Lineage: Eukaryota; Metazoa; Nematoda; Chromadorea; Rhabditida; Onchocercidae
Source: the annotation of a GenBank genome assembly